Molecule: messenger RNA, 1170 nt
Organism: Penaeus chinensis
Lineage: Eukaryota; Metazoa; Arthropoda; Malacostraca; Decapoda; Penaeidae
Product: pyroglutamylated RF-amide peptide receptor-like
Exons: 9
Coding region: 1-1170 (389 amino acids)
Biological process (GO): G protein-coupled receptor signaling pathway
Cellular component (GO): membrane
Molecular function (GO): peptide binding; G protein-coupled receptor activity
Source: RefSeq, a predicted model, not a curated record
AUGAAGGCCAUCUACGUGUGUACUAUUAGCAAGGCGAAGAAAGCAGCUUUCGUCAUCUGGAUUUCGUCACUCCUCCUCGCUUCGCCGACGCUCGUGGUACAGGUGCACAUGGAGGUUGGCCAUCGCGUGAAGGCUUUCUGGUGUGUGCGCAACUUCGACGCCCCCCUCCUGUGGCGCGGCUACGAGACCUACAUGCUGGUGCUGGUGCUGCUGGUGCCCGCCUGCGUCAUGGCCGCCGCCUACGCCGCCAUCUGCGCCUCCGUCGUGUCCAUGGUCGGCCAGAGGCGCUCCAUGACGGGCAAGGGACAGAUGAAAUCGGCCGAGGUCAGCGCCAACGGCGGCGGAGGCAUCGCGCAGGCGCCGGCGCACCCGGAGGACAAGACCAUCAGGCAGGUGGUGCCGAUGCUGAUCGUGGUGGUGGUGCUGUUCAUCAUCUGUUGGGGCCCGCUGCUCAUCCUCAACAUGCUCACGGCCCACGACAUCGUGCCCAAUAUCAGCGUUAGCACCAAGUACGCCAGGACGGUGCUCGAUCUCCUGUCGUACUUCAACAGCUGCAUGAACCCGGUCGUCUACGGCUUCAUGUCCCGGAACUUCCGCAAGGGAUUCAAGCGGGCGCUGUGCAACCUCGCUCGCCGCGACGACGGGAACCAGUCGCUGUCGCACUCGCACCACGCGCGCCCCGCCGCCGCCAGGGACGUCGCUAGACUCGAAACGCUGAACGGUGCAAACGCUGCAAAACUAAGCCUCCAGUGGAAAGGGCUCGACCAUGACCCGAGAAGGUGUUCCUCCCGCAGGCAGGAGUACGGGCGCUUCGGCCACACGCCCACCAGGGACUCGGCCAAGGCGGAGUUCGAGUCGUGUCACAUGAGCCGCACGCCUCCCGCCGCCAAGCCAUCCAUUCGCCACCGCGUCUGCGCUGCCGCAGUUCUCGCACCUUCAGAGCUGCGUCAGUGCGGAUCCCUCGCUGCUGAUACCAUGAAGGGAAAAUACAUCUUGUUCUCUCUCUCUUCUACACGUUCUUCUGAUAUGGUCAGUGGAGCCGGCUACAGUUUACAGUGGAAUAGAUACUCUGGUAUAUUUCCCCAGGAAUAUAAUCCUAAUGGAGAUUAUAAACAAAUAGUCUUGAACAAUACAUCUUACGACCAGGCAGAUUAUGAUACCAUAUACUAG